Paramuricea clavata is the source of this 7597-nucleotide messenger RNA. Lineage: Eukaryota; Metazoa; Cnidaria; Anthozoa; Malacalcyonacea; Plexauridae. The record is from the annotation of a GenBank genome assembly.
AUGGAUAGAAAAACCGAUAAAAAUAAGCAAAAAUUAGAAGCGUGCCUUCAGAUCGGGCGUUCUUAUAAAGAACGCGGUCAGAUUCAACAUGCAAUUGAAAAUUAUUCGACAGCUUUGAAAUUGGCAAAGGAAUUGAACGAAAACACAUAUAUAAUGAAAGCAAAUAUUGGUUUAGGGGAUACUUAUAAAUCGAAUCAACAAUUUCAAACGGCAAUUAAUCAUUAUAAGAAAGGCUUAGAAAUUGCAAAAGAACAUGAGAAUGAACAGCAAGAAAUACAAGCUUACCUUGGGCUAGGAUUUGCUUAUAAGUUGAAAAAAAAGUUUAGAGUGGCAAUUGACUAUUUUGAGAAAGUGUUGAAAAGUGCAAACGAACGAGAAAAUAAAGAGCGAAAUAUGGCAUUAUUAGGGUUGGGAGAUGUCUAUAAAUUGAAAAAUGAGAUUCGUAUGGCAGAGCAAUACUACAAGAGAGGAUCUGAAAUUAGGAGCACAAUGACAGAUAAUCAAAUGGCAACGCAAUUAAUGCUUCGAAGAAACCCGGGAAAAUGCAAAAGAACACGAGAAUAAACAGCUGUAUGCAUACAUUCAGCUUGGACAUGAAUGUAGAUUGAACAAUCAGAUUCCACUUGCAAUUAAACACUAUGAGACAGUCUUGGAAUUUACAGGAAAACGGAAAAAUACACCGUCACCCCAAGAAUUAGAAGCACACAUUGGGUUAGCGCAUGCUUAUCGAUUUAAGAAUCAGAUCGAACUGGCGAUCCCUUACUAUGAAGAAGCCUUGAGAGUUGCCAAAGAACUGGCCGACAAGCAUCAUAGCGCAGAAAUAUCCAUUGAGUUAGGCGACAUCUAUGAUUCCAUUGAACAAGAUCAGACAGCGAUGAAAUACUAUGCAAAAGCUCUAAAUAUACUUGAGGAUGUGAAUGGAUAUGACCACAUGAAAAUGGUAGCACUAACUCGAUUAAAAAAUUUCAAUCACUCUCGUGAUCAUACGAUCUCAGCAAAUUCGACUAUCGGUAAGAUUAUUAUUACUAUUAUUUAAAAAAAAUAUUAUUAUUAUCAUUACGUUAAAAUAACGUAUUCUACGAUAUAAUCUUUCGACUUAUAUAAUUUAGAAUGGGGUUACUUUUUAAUCUUUUGGUUCGAUAUUAUAACGUCAAAAUCAAAAUCUGUGCCGCUCUAAUAUAAGAAAAACUACCGCAACUUAGUCUGUUUAUUAUUGUAUUGAAGUAUAAUAUCCACUUGAAAUUACAAUUGACUGUUGACAUGCUCGUUUUCGGCAAAAUUCAAGAUUGUUUCUCUACAUUACCAGUGCCGUCACUGAAACAGAUUAAAACGAAUUUCAAUAUUGAUGUUGUAGAUAAAUAAUUGGCUGCACGUUUUUAUGUCGUAUUCUCAUAUAAUGAAAGAAAAACUCGUGUAGUUAUAAUGCGAUGAACGCAUGUUGUAAGCGUUCUUCCAACAUUUCCAUCGUACAUUAUAACCCCAUAAAAGCACGUAGCUCGUUUUCUAUUUCUGAAAUAACGUCAUGUUAAAUUUAAUUACCCCGUUACUAUAGGAACAAGAGUUUCCGCGGAGCAGUUAUUGAUCUUGGGACGUUCUUGUCAAAACAAUGGUAAUAUUGAAGAAGCUAUCACAAACUACGAACAAGCUGUUCAAAUUGCGGAUGAAACACAUCGCAAUGACAUCAAAGCAAAAGCGUAUCAACAUUUGGAAGACGUAUUUUGUGGAAUUUUCGAAUACAAGAAAGCAAUUGAGUAUUAUAAAAAGGCACGUGAAAUAUCUGCAGACCUCGAGUCAGACUCAGAUGAUUUGGAAGUGGACGCUUAUCAAAAGGUUCGUAAUGUUGAACACCUAGAUAUUGAGCAUAAUUAUGAAAAUAUACUUGAUGAAGAAAGAAUUUCACUAGAACGGUUAUUGAUCUUGGGGCGUUCUUGUCAAAACAAUGGUAAAAUUGAAGAAGCCAUCGAAAACUACGAACAAGCUGUUCAAAUUGCGGAUGAAACUCAUCGGAAUGACAUCAAAGCAAAAGCUUAUCAACAUUUGGGAAACAUAUGUACUGGCACUUCUGAAUAUAAGAAAGCAGUCGAGUAUUAUAAGAAGGCACGUGAAAUAUCUCCAGAUCUUGAAGCCGAUGAUUUAGAAGUAGAAGCAUAUCAACGGUUGCGUGAAACUAUUGGUAAUGCGGAACGCGUGGACAUUGAGCAUAAGUAUGAAAAUGUACUUGAUGAAGAAAGAAUUUCAGUAGAACAAUUAUUGAUCUUGGCACGUUCUUGUCAAAACAAUGGUAAAAUUGAAGAAGCCAUCGAAAACUACGAACAAGCUGUUCAAAUUGCGGAUGAAACUCAUCGGACUGACAUCAAAGCAAGAGCUUAUCAACAUUUGGGAAACAUAUGUACUGGCACUUCUGAAUAUAAGAAAGCAGUCGAGUAUUAUAAGAAGGCACGUGAAAUAUCUCCAGACCUUGAAGCCGAUGAUUUGGAAGUAGAAGCAUAUCAACGGUUAGGUGAAACUGUUGAUAAUGUUGAACGCGUGGACAUUGAGCAUAAUUAUGAAAAUAUACUUGAUGAAGAAAGAAUUUCACUAGAACAAUUAUUGAUCUUGGGGUGUUCUUGUCAAAACAAUGGUAAAAUUGAAGAAGCCAUCAAAAACUACGAACAAGCUGUUCAAAUUGCGCAUGAAACUCAUCGCAAUGACAUCAAAGCAAAAGCUUAUCAACAUUUGGGAAGCGUAUUUAGCAGAGCGUCUGAAUAUAAGAAAGCAAUCGAGUAUUAUAAGAAGGCGCGUAAAAUAUCUCCAGAUCUUGAAGCCGAUGAUUUAGAAGUAGAAGCAUAUCAACGGUUGCGUGAAACUAUUGAUAAUGCGGAACGCGUGGACAUUGAGCAUAGGUAUGAAAAUGUACUUGAUGAAGAAAGAAUUUCAGUAGAACAAUUAUUGAUCUUGGCACGUUCUUGUCAAAAUAAUGGUAAUAUUGAAGAAGCUAUCACACACUACGAACAAGCUGUUCAAAUUGCGAAUGAAACUUAUCGGAAUGACAUCAAAGCAAAAGCUUAUCAACAUUUGGGAAACAUAUGUACUGGCACUUCUGAAUAUAAGAAAGCAAUUGAGUAUUAUAAGAGGGCACGCGACAUAUCUCCAGACCUUGAAGAAGAUGAUUUGGAAGGAGAAGCAUAUCAACGGUUAGGUGAAACUGUUGAUAAUGUUGAACGCGUGAACAUUGAGCAUAAGUAUGAAAAUAUACUUGAUAAAGAAAGAAUUUCAGUGGAACAAUUACUAAUCUUGGGACGUUCUUGCCAAAACAAUGGUAAAAUUGUAGACGCCAUCACAAACUAUGAACAAGCUGUUCAAAUUGCGGAUGAAACACAUCGCAAUGAUAUCAAAGCAAAAGCAUAUCGACAUUUGGAAAACGUAUUUUGUGGAAUUUUCGAAUACAAGAAAGCAAUUGAGUACUUUGAGAAGGCACGUGAAAUAUCCCCAGACGUCGAGUCAGAUGAUUUGGAUGUAGAAAUGUAUCGUACUGUUCAUAAUUUUGAACGUGUGGACAUUGAACACAAAUACGAAAAUACACGUGAUGAAGAAAGAAUUUCAGCAGAACGAUUAUUGAUCUUGGGACGUUCUUGUCAAAGAAAUGGUAAAAUUGAAGAAGCCAUCAAAAACUACGAACAAGCUGUUCAAGUUGCGAUUAAAACACAUCGUAAUGACAUCAAAACAAAAGCUUAUCAACAUUUGGAAAAUAUAUUUUGUUCAACUUUCGAAUACAACAAAGCAAUUGAGUGUUAUGAGAAGGCACGUCAAAUUUCUCUAUACCUCGAGGCAGAUGAUGUUGACGUAGAAGCGUAUCAAGAUGUUCGUAAUGUUACACGCGUAGAUAUUGAUCUGAAAUAUGAAAAUAUACUUAAUGAAAUAAGAAUUUCAGCAGAACAAUUAUUGAUCUUGGGACGUUCUUGUCAGAAAAAUGAGAAAAUUGAAGAAGCCAUCAAACACUACGAACAAGCUGUUCAAAUUGCGGAUGAAACUCAUCGGAAUGACACCAAAGCAAAAGCUUAUCAACAUUUGGGAAACAUAUGUACUGAAAUUUCUGAAUAUGAGAGAGCAAUUGAGUACUAUAAGAAGGCACGUGAAAUAUUUCCCGACCUUGAAGCAGAUGAGAUGGAAGCAGAAGCCUUUCAAUGGUUAGGUGACAGUGUAGAUCAUGUUGAACGCGUGGACAUUGUGCCGGAAUAUGUAAAUGCUUUUGAAGAAACAAUUUCAGGAGAACAGUUAUUGACCUUGGAGCGUUCUUGUCAAAACAACAGUAAAAUAAAAGAAGUCAUCAAAGUCUACGAACAAGAUGUUCAAAUCUCGGAUGAAGCACAUCGCAAUGUCAUCAAAGCAAAAGCUUGUCAAGAUAUUGGAAACGUAUUUACUAGAACUGCUGAGUACAAGAAAGCAAUCGAGUAUUAUCAGAAGGCGCGUGAAACAUCUCCAGACCUCGAGGGUAAUGAAUUGGAAGUAGUAGCGUAUCAAUGGCUAGGUUACAACCACCUGCAAGCUGCCCAGUAUCAAAAAUCCAUAAAAUAUUACAGCAUAGUGGUAAAGCUAGCGUCCAAUAUUGGAGACAAAAAGAGGAAAAUCAACGCUUACUUGGGACUUGGAAGUGCAUUUAGUUAUACUAAUGAUUUUCAGUCCUCACGAUUAUAUUUCUUGAAAGCUCUCACAGUAGCAGAAAAGAUCAAUAACAAAGCCCGCCAAAAAGAAGCAUACACAAACCUAGGAGCUGUGUACUACAACAGUUAUAAGUUUGAUGAAGCUGCCAAAAAAUAUCUCGAAGUUAAAAAAAUAUCUCAUGAACUUGGUGAGUUAAAAGAAGAAGCCAACGCCUGCCUUAUGCUCGGGAAUGCGUUUCGACAGUUGAAGCAACCUGAGAAAGCCAUUGAAUUUUACCAAAAAACAUUAAAUAUUAGUGACGAUUUGGAAGAUGAAGAAAUGCGCACGAGGAUAGUUCAACACUUAGGAACAGUGUAUUUUACUUUGGCGUCAGUUUGUCGUGAACAUUGCAAUUACGAGAUGUCGGUAAAAUGGUUUAGAAAGGCAUUGGAUAUUUUCAGACAGCUCAAUGACAACUUCUGGCAAAAAAAGGCGAUUAAGUCAAUUCAAGAAGCUCAAGAGCUUGCUGAAAAAGAAACUGAGAGGAGAGGUAGUUAUUUCGUAUUCAUCAUUCCUAUAUAAUUAUAUUUCUCGCACAUAUUAUUGAUAGAAUGUUUAACAUACAUACUGUACCAUACUCGAACUGGUUUAUUAAGGACUUUGUCUCGUGUUGUCUCCUUUGUAGACAGUCCAGAAUCGUGGAAGUGGGAAAAGAGUUCGAUCGUUCAUCGGGAGAGGUUCACUAAGCUUCUCGAAUAUGGAAAAGACCAUCCGGAAGAUAUCAAAGAAGUUAACGGAGUUCGCGUUUGCUGCUCUGAAGAAUUUCUCAUUGGCAUGGGAGGUGAUGGCACUCGAGUCUAUGUAGGAUUAGGGAAAGACGGAUACGAGAGGGCUGUGAAACGUUUGCCCAGAGAUGCCUGCGCUGGCUUGGCUGAACAAGAAAAGAACGUUUUGAACAAACUCAACACAACCAAGUCAAACUAUGUGGUUAGUUAUUGGUUCUUAGACGAACAAAGCGACAAGCACUACUUAUUUUUAAUCUUGGAUUUAUGUGAGGAAACGUUGGAAUAUUUUGUUGCUCGUAGCAGUUUAGAUGAUUUGGUAGCAGAUGCGCCAGAUAUCAUUCAGCAACUUUUGAAAGGAUUAGCUGAUCUCCAUUGCGAUCCAGUGCCCAUUUUGCAUCGGGAUUUAAAACCAUCCAACAUUUUGCGCAACGUCCACGAUAAAUGGUUGCUGGCAGAUUUUGGCAUCAGUCGAAUCCUGACAGGUUGUGCCAGUACCCAUCCAAGCAACCAGAGGGGAACAGAAGAUUGGAGAGCUGUUGAGUCAUCAUACCCUUCGAACGGCAUGACUGAUGGUGGGAAAGUACGCUACAAGAAAGAAUCCGAUAUUCAGGUAGGUUUUUAAAAAUUAACACGAAUAAAAGUAUACAGUGUGAUUAUAGGUUUUACAUUGCUUUCAAAACAAGGCGGCGGAGAUGCGACAAAAACUGUGGGAUUUAGCCAUAGCAAUAAUUUAUAUGGAAUGCAUAAUAAACAACAUAACACCUAAUUAUUCCCAACGAUGUAUUUUUAAACUACAGGUUGUAGGCUACAAUACUGUAAAUCUCAGCCUUUGAAAAUAAUGCUCAAGUCAGCAUUGGACUAUGUGCAAACGGUAACGUUUCCGAGCGUUUCUAAUAUGUCGUUUCAAAUUUUGUCAGUUUGGCGCUCUGUCCACACGGAAACGUUUUCACGGCAUGCAUGUUUGUCUGGACAAAAAUUCCAUCUCUCGCGGCUUCUUAUCACCGUUUAUAUUCUACCAGAUGGAGUCAUUGCUUGUCAACGAGUUUCUUAAAAUGUCCUCUGCUCAUUAUAGUAAAGUAAAAAGUUUUAUAUGUAUUUUAGCCUCACCGAUAUGAAGUCUGUCGCUCCUUCAAAAGCAAAACACAUUUUAAAUCGUUCAUAAAUCAUCAUACACUUGAAAGGCUAUAUAUUUUGUUUUAUUUGUCGCUAAAGUUUUUAACUUAAGAAUUAAUGAUCCAAUGAAAGAUCUAAGCUUCCAGGAAACAAGAGUAUAAUAUUUUGAUUUUAAGCAGAAGUUUUCGUCAUAAGACGUCGUUUUCAUCCGUUUUCGUGCGGACACGGCUUGGAAACGAAACGUUUUGAAAACUUUACAGCUUGAAACGCUCGAAAACUUUACCGUGUGCACAUAGUCUUAUUCUUUGAAACUCGGUAACUAAAGAUAUGAUAUGAUAUGUCUGUGUCCAAUCAAAUGUUUUGGCGAACAUGAAUUUUGUGUUGUUCUGUGCUGGUCAUAAUUUGUAUGAAAAUAUUUUUUCGUACCUUUAAGGAUAAUAAUACCAAUUUGUCUCUGUCAUACUUAGGUAGCUGGAAUUGUGGCAUUUUACAUUGUGACAAAAGGUGAACAUCCUUUUGGAGAAAAACCUGACCGACUCCGACACUUGCUUGAUGGUAAACCAGUUGGCUUGGAUACGCUGAAAGAUCCUACUUUGAAAGAUUUAUUAUACUGGAUGCUGAGCCACGACCCCAAAGAAAGACCGUCCGCUGAAGAAGCGCUGAAACAUCCUUAUCUCCAGUCAGCGAAACAGAAGUUCGAAAUGUUGUGCAAAAUGGGAAACCAACAGGAAAUCAAGAUUGGGGAUGUCAAAUCAGAUGUCGUGCGAAAGUUGAACAGCAAUCCCAAAGAUUGGACAACUCUGCUGGUACCAGUUGUUCUAAAGUAUUUAUCCACUGAUUCUUCCAAGGGGAAAACAUUUCGUUAUAAAUCGUCGUGGACGGACUGUUUACGACUUAUCCGAAAUGUCAAAGAACACUGGCAUGAGCGUCCAAGGCCGCGACCAGAAGUAUUCUAUUUAGUAGGCGAUCCCCAAGAGUACUUCCUUGACCUCUUUCCCCAUCUUCCUGUCGAGGUGCACAGUAUAGUCAGGUCAUGUGAUUGGAAAGAGCGACCUGACCUUAAGGAGUACUUCAUGUAA